Penicillium paradoxum is the source of this 1755-nucleotide messenger RNA. RefSeq names its product amino acid permease GAP1. Lineage: Eukaryota; Fungi; Ascomycota; Eurotiomycetes; Eurotiales; Aspergillaceae. The transcript is spliced from 3 exons. Gene Ontology annotation, cellular component: membrane. Gene Ontology annotation, biological process: amino acid transmembrane transport. The coding region runs from base 1 to 1755 and encodes 584 amino acids. Gene Ontology annotation, molecular function: amino acid transmembrane transporter activity. The record is from RefSeq and is a predicted model, not a curated record.
AUGGAGGAGAAGAAGUUCGAGGAGCCCACCGUCCAGGCUGGCGGCGAAGGGCCCCCAGCCUAUGGCCAACACUCCGAUACGAAACGAGGCUUCGGCCAGCGAAUUGUGGACAGCUUCAGAAGAGACCCAAAUCAAUCUGUCACUGGUGGAAGUCAUGGAGCUGAUGGCUCUGGCUUCGAUAUUGAGACUGCCGCCCAGAAUACCGCCAACUCCCCGCUGCAGCGUAGCUUGAAGGGUCGUCACUUGCAGAUGAUUGCUAUUGGUGGUUCUAUUGGUACUGGUCUCUUCGUCGGUUCUGGAAAGGUCCUGUCUGUUGGUGGUCCAGCGUCCGUUAUUAUUGCCUACGUUUUGAUUGGAUGCAUGCUUUAUUGUACAGUUCACGCCUUGGGUGAAAUGGCAGUUCUCUUCCCCGUUGCUGGUUCUUUCGCCCAUUAUUCAACUCGUUUCGUGGAUCCUGCCUGGGGUUUCGCUAUGGGCUGGAACUACGCUCUUCAAUGGCUGAUUGUCUUACCUUUGGAAAUCGUCGCUGCUUCUAUAACAGUCGAGUAUUGGAAUUCAGACAUAUCGAACGCUGCUUGGGUUUCCAUAUUCUGGGUCCUGAUUGUCUCGAUCAAUAUGUUCGGUGUCCGAGGCUAUGGUGAAGCUGAAUUCGUCUUUUCCCUCAUCAAGGUCAUUGCCGUCAUUGGAUUCAUUAUCCUCGGAAUUAUCCUCAACUGCGGUGGUGGCCCCGAAGGUGGUUACAUUGGCGGUAAGUACUGGAAUGACCCAGGUGCCUUCCGAAAUGGUUUCAAGGGACUUUGCAGUGUCUUUGUCAAUGCCGCAUUCGCCUUCGCUGGAACCGAGCUCGUUGGUCUCGCUGCCGCUGAAACCGCCAAUCCCCGCAAGUCCCUCCCCACUGCUGUCAAGCAGGUCUUCUGGCGUAUCGCUCUGUUCUACGUUGUCGCCCUGACUGUCGUCGGCCUUCUCGUGGCACAUGACGAUCCCAAGCUCCUCAGCGGAUCUUCCUCCGCCGAUGCCAAGGCUUCCCCCUUCGUCAUUGCCAUUGAGCAUGCAGGAAUCAAAGUCUUGCCUUCGAUUAUGAACGUCGUUAUCAUGAUCGCAGUUUUGUCUGUCGGCAACUCCUCUGUUUAUGGAUCCUCACGUACUCUUGCUGCUCUUGCUGAGCAGGGCCAAGCCCCCAAGUUCCUGACAUACAUUGACCGCAAGGGUCGUCCUUUGCCGGCAAUUAUUAUUGCCUCUGCCUUGGGUCUGCUUGGCUUCCUCGCCGCUUCGGACAAGCAAGGUGAAGCCUUCAACUGGAUGAUGGCCAUCUCGGGUCUGUCCUCCAUCUUCACUUGGGGUUCCGUGUGCGGUGCCCACAUCCUUUUCCGCCGCGCAUGGAAGCAACAGGGCCACAGCUUGGAUGAACUGGCCUUCCAGUCCCAGCCUGGUAUCAUUGGCUCAUGGAUCGGCUUCCUCUUCAACUGCCUCGUCCUGAUUGCCCAGUUCUGGGUCGGAUUUGCCCCCGUUGGUUACGCCGACAUGUCCUCCAGCGAAAUUGCUGAAGCUUUCUUCGGUGUCUACCUGGCUGCGCCCGUCGUGCUUCUGUUCUACAUCAUUUACAAGAUCGUCUACAAGACCAAGUUUGUUCGCACUUCCGAGGUGGAUUUGGUCACCGGUCGUCGCGAGCUUGAUAUCCAGCAUUUGAUCGAGCAGGAGCGACAGGAGCAAAAACUAUGGCCUGCAUGGAAGAAGGCUUACAAGUUCUUCUGCUAA